Messenger RNA from Cuscuta europaea, 642 nucleotides. NCBI's taxonomy places the organism in Eukaryota, Viridiplantae, Streptophyta, Magnoliopsida, Solanales, Convolvulaceae. The record is from the annotation of a GenBank genome assembly.
CCACAUUCCCCGAGGGUCUCACUUUAGUUACGAAUCAAGUUGGUUCAAUAAAAGCAGCGCAUAUUGUAUUUACGCUCUCAGGAGUCUACAUCAUCUUCUGCGGCUUUUGCAGCACAACCUAUGGUUCCAUCUGGACAAGGGAAUGACACGUGAGGGGGCUAUCAUUAAGCUCAAGGACAUGGAUGAGGCGGUCAACGCGGUCAUGGAAAUCGUGGACGAGGCAGGGGCUCGGGUCCGUAUUAGGGGUAUGCUGCCCCACCUCCUCCUUACUACCAGCCGCAGGCGGGACAACCGGCAAUAGGCUACUACCAGCUUGCUUAUUUUCCGGCACCUUCGGCUCGACCACCACAGGGAAGACCAGGUGGCACGAGUUUUGGAAUCUCAAGCAUUGUCUCUGAUCAUAGAUUUUAGUGCCCUUGGGCUGAUUCAAGAAUAUUAUUUGAUCCUACCGCCGCUUUGCUGACUGAGUCACCGUGAUUAACCUCUCCACCAUCCUGUCGGGUCAGGGUGGGGGGGGGAGGCUUGGGGUUGGGCAUUCAACCUUUUGGACCAAGAAUAUUAUUUGAUCCGUGUGGCCUCUAUUGGUAUGUAAAUCCUCCAGUUUUUAAUUAUCGAGUAUGACUUACGUCAUUCCUCUUGAAG